AGCCUCGCAAGCGGUACUUCCAGAUUACCAACCCUCAAUGCCCACAUCUCUAACGCCCAACCCUUUCAGUCCAGACCCUAGUACUAAAACCUUUAUAUACAAAUUCUAAACCUUCCAUUUUUCUCAGACAGGAAGAGUCACAGGAAUGGCGUUCGCAGUCUCCACUGACUUACACUUCCCUAAAUUACACUUUUCCCAAUGGAAUUUGCGGCCUAAAGUCUCAAACUUUCCACCCUCGCACGUUAGAUUUUCUAGAACAUUACAGCAGAAAAAUAGAACGAUGUUUUGUGCUGCUACAUCUGCUGCAGGAAGUUCUAAUCCAGACAGCAACUUAAAUCCAUAUGAGGUUCUUGGUGUGAGCCCCAUUGAGGGAUUUGACAUGAUCAAGGCAGCAUAUACAAAAAAACGCAAGGAAGCUGAGAGGACAGGUGAUGAAGUAACUGCUACCAGACUGGAGAAGGCAUAUGACAAAGUCAUGAUGGAACAAUUAACAAAGCGCAAGAAGGGUGUAACAUAUGGUCAAUUCAAGGUUUCAAAGGACAUCAAAUAUGCUGAUAAGCAGCCAAUUGUACCAUGGGGGCCAAGGUUCACGAAGUCCGAGGACAAAGAUAUGCGCAUCAACAUUGCAAUAUCUGCUGUAUUUACAGCUUGGACUAUUCUCAAGCGCAAUGCGGAAUAUAAGCCUUUGCAAUUUUUAGCUUUUGCUUUUGUUUAUCGGAUUUUUGAGAAGCUGAAGGCCUUUGAACCACCCGCAUCACCAACAUAUACGGAAGAUGGUGAAGAUUCAGGGCGAGCACUGCGAAUGGGAAAACGCCUGCUUCGUUCUCUUGGAUUAGUUUUUGGCUGUAUUGCUGUUUCAUCUCUGGGAUACACUGGUCUUCUAAAUUUGAUUGAAUUUGUCGGUGGCUACAUACCUGCUUUUCUUUACAACAAUCAGGAGCUAUUAAUCACCACUUCAACGGCAGUCAUGCUCUAUAUUAUGGCAUCGUAUUACAGAUGAAGAAUCUUUGAAGAGAUUGAGGAAAACCAUGCAGCAACAAUAUAACUGGUUAAAUGAGGCUCUAAUUUUAUGGCAUCUUGUCUUUGGAUAACCAAAUUAGAUAUCGUUUUGAGUUCAAAUUUUGUUACAUGAGCAACUAAAUUUUUUGAGUGAAGAAGGAAAGUGAUUCAAGUUCUAGCAUUUAAAUUCCAUGUAGAAUAAUGUUAUCUUAUUAGAAAGUUCUUCCUGCUGUUGUAGA
This is a messenger RNA of Juglans regia (Persian walnut), 1238 nucleotides long. RefSeq lists its product as uncharacterized. The transcript is spliced from 10 exons. The coding region runs from base 146 to 1000 and encodes 284 amino acids. Gene Ontology annotation, cellular component: chloroplast membrane. The record is from RefSeq and is a predicted model, not a curated record. NCBI's taxonomy places the organism in Eukaryota, Viridiplantae, Streptophyta, Magnoliopsida, Fagales, Juglandaceae.